Messenger RNA from Penicillium waksmanii, 1377 nucleotides. Its product is annotated as FAD-binding oxidoreductase. The transcript has 3 exons. NCBI's taxonomy places the organism in Eukaryota, Fungi, Ascomycota, Eurotiomycetes, Eurotiales, Aspergillaceae. The record is from RefSeq and is a predicted model, not a curated record. Gene Ontology annotation, molecular function: oxidoreductase activity; FAD binding. Bases 1 to 1377 code for a protein of 458 amino acids.
AUGCAUAUUGUCUGGAAAGAAGAGGCGGAUGCUGCCACGUACGAUGAUGCCCGGGUGGGCCGGGUCUUCAAUCACCGCCGCCCGGACCGAUUCCCACUGGCGGUCGUGAAAGCUUCCUCCUCUGAAGAUAUUGUUGCUGCCGUUAAGCUGGCCGUGGAACGAAAGUGUCGCGUCGCUGUGCGAUCCGGAGGCCAUUCCUGGGCGGCGUGGAGUGUUCGCGACAACUCUAUCCUGAUUGAUUUGGGGAACUACAAAAGCAUGGAAGUAGACGCAGAGAACAGUAUAGCGCGUGUCUCAACUAGCAUGACAGGACGUGAAGUGAAUGCCGUCCUGAACAAAGAACAUGGGCUCAUGUUUCCCGGAGGCCAUUGCCCAGAUGUCGGUCUAGGCGGAUUCUUGCUCCAGGGUGGAAUGGGAUGGAAUUGCAAGAACUGGGGUUGGGCUUGCGAAAGAGUCCUUGGACUCGAUGUGGUAACAGCGGAUGGCGACUUAGUUCACUGCAAUGCCUCUCAAAACCAAGACCUAUAUUGGGCAGCCCGUGGGGCCGGUCCAGGAUUUCCCGGUGUUGUGGCCAGAUUCCAUCUUGACCUAAUUCCGUAUCCAGAAAAAGGCUUUCGAUCAUCUGGCUACAUCUAUCCAAUCGGUCUUUAUCACGAAGUUUUCAAAUGGAUCAUAGCUAUUGCUCCUUCCUUCGACACCGACACGGAGAUUGCAGUAGUCUCACAAUACCCCGAAGGCGAAAAUGAGAUCUCACUUUUUGUUCUAUUUGUGACGAUGAAGCAUAGCCCUGAAGAAGCGGAAACGGCACUGAAACGGGCCCAAGAGACCCGACCAGCUGGUACGAGUAGCGAGUGGUUCUGUAAGGAAGACAACCUCGAUAACCAGUACAACAACCAGGCCAACGCCAACCCAGAGAGGCAUCGCUACUGCACUGACAAUGCGUACAUUGACAACGACGCGGAUGUCCCGAGUGUCUUGGAGGAGGCAUUUACGAAACUUCCGCAUCGCAAAGCUUUCUCGCUAUGGUAUGCGAUGAACCCCUGCAGCCGAAGGGAGCUCCCAGACAUGGCCUUAAGCAUGCAGUCGGACCACUAUUUCGCGUUGUAUACGGUAUGGGAGGAGGAGUCAGACGAUAUUCGCUGUCGUGCAUGGGUGAAGAAUGUGAUGGAAAAGGUUGAGCGCCAUUCAGUGGGUGCCUACUUAGGAGACUCAGACUUUCAAGUUCGACGGACGAAGUUCUGGGCCGACGAUAACGCUAAACGAUUGAUGGAUAUUCGCCGCAAGCGGGACCCCCAGGGCAGGAUUUGCGGAUAUCUAGACCAAGAGGACUUGUCGGGAGUGAAUGGCUUGGCCAAUAUUCACGAGUGGAAGGUGUGA